AUGGCAUCUCCUUCAACGCGCCGUCUGUUAAAAGAGAGCAGUGAUCUCCACAAAAAUCCCAGCCCUUACUUCACUGCAGCACCAAUAAGUGACUCGAAUCUCCAUGACUGGCACUUCACCCUAGCAGGGCCACCUUCCUCCCCUUACUCCCAAGGCCUGUAUCAUGGCCGCAUAACCUUCCCAGCAACAUACCCCCUCCGCCCGCCGUCAUUCCGCUUCCUGACGCCCUCGGGCCGCUUCGAAGUCAACCGCGAGAUCUGCCUCAGUAUCUCAGGCCAUCACGAAGAAACAUGGCAGCCAGCCUGGGGGGUGCGCACAGCGCUACUGGCCAUCCGAUCAGAGAUCUUCGGGUCCGAAAGCAAAGGACAGGUCGGUGGGAUGGAGGGCAGCGAAGACGUCCGUAGGGAGCACGCGAGACUUUCGCUCGAUUGGACCUGUCGCGAGUGCGGGGUCAGCAAUCAAGAGGGAAUGAAAGAGGUUUGGGAUUCUUGUCGGAUUCGUGGGAUCGAAAUCGACGUUGAGAUGGCUGGAGGUGCUCAUGCUUCUCAGGUUGAGACUGGGACACAAGCUUCACCUCUGGCUCAGAACCAAGAUCAGCAAUCAUCUGCUCCGGAAGAUGGAUCCCCAGCGGAAGCACUGAAGGAUUCUACAAACCACGGACACGAGACAAAUGUUGCUUCUGCGCAAGUUUCAUCUUCAUCUUCGGCUUCGGCUUCAGGUCCGGCCCCGCCUGCUGCGCCUGUAGUUGCGCCUCAGACGAGGCAAACGCAGCUGUUGGAUGUUGCUCCUACUCAGACAAUGCCUCACCGUCCAACCUUUACCAACUCUGCCGAAUCUUCAUCUGGUAGCGUCUGGCUGGACCGAGCUAUCAUUGGUGUUGCCCUGACUCUUAUUCUACUUGUAUUGCGACGGGUGUCUAACGUCGACGACCUAUGA
Molecule: messenger RNA, 936 nt
Organism: Penicillium olsonii
Lineage: Eukaryota; Fungi; Ascomycota; Eurotiomycetes; Eurotiales; Aspergillaceae
Source: the annotation of a GenBank genome assembly